Messenger RNA from Sus scrofa (pig), 2171 nucleotides. The record is from RefSeq and is a predicted model, not a curated record. Lineage: Eukaryota; Metazoa; Chordata; Mammalia; Artiodactyla; Suidae.
CAUGGUCUGCCUCUCUUCCAGCAGAAUUAAGGGAGAUUAUCUUUGGUGGGCCUGACCUAAUCAGAGCCCUUAAGUAAUGGGGUUCUUUCUGGCACAGGAAAUUCUACAGGCCUCAGGGAACUUUGACCAGUUCUAUUGAUCUGGACACCUGGGCAAGUGGUUGAACCAACCGACAGACGCCAUGAGGGCUCUGCUGCUCUUGGGGAUCCUGCUGGUGAGCCUGGAGUCAGCUCUUUUGAUUCCACCUUGGAAAGACCCCAGGAAGCAUAAGGUCAUGGCGAGUGAGCACACAGUGGUUCUCACCGUCACGGGGGAGCCCUGUCACUUCCCCUUCCAGUACCACCGGCAGCUGUAUUACAAGUGCAUCCAAAGAGGCCAGCGUGGCCCCCGACCCUGGUGUGCUACAACCCCCAACUUCGAGAAGGACCAGCGAUGGGCAUACUGCCUGGAGCCCAUGAAAGUGAAAGACCACUGCAACAAAGGCAACCCCUGCCAGAAAGGAGGGACCUGUGUGAACAUGCCAAAUGGCCCACACUGCAUCUGUCCAGAUCACUUCACUGGGAAGCACUGUCAGAAAGAGAAGUGCUUCGAGCCCCAGUUCCUCCAGUUCUUUCAAGAGAAUGAAAUAUGGCAUAGGUUUGAGCCUGCUGGUGUGUCCAAGUGCCAGUGCAAAGGUCCUAAGGCCCAAUGCAAGCCAGUGGCCAGCCAGGUCUGCAGCACCAACCCGUGUCUCAAUGGGGGCAGCUGCCUGCAGACUGAGGGCCACCGCCUGUGUCGUUGCCCCACUGGCUAUGCAGGACGCCUGUGUGACGUGGACCUCAAGGAGAGGUGCUACAGUGACCGGGGGCUCAGCUACCGCGGCAUGGCCCAGACUACGCUCUCGGGAGCACCCUGUCAGCCGUGGGCCUCGGAGGCCACCUACUGGAACAUGACCGCAGAGCAAGCUCUGAACUGGGGACUGGGAGACCAUGCCUUCUGCCGGAACCCGGACAACGACACCCGCCCGUGGUGCUUCGUUUGGAGAGGCGACCAACUGAGCUGGCAAUAUUGCCGCCUGGCACGCUGCCAGGCUCCUAUCGGGGAAGCGCCCCCAAUCCUUACUCCGACCCAGAGCCCCUCCGAGCACCAGGACUCGCCCCUUCUCUCGCGGGAGCCUCAGCCCACGACCCAGACCCCGUCUCAAAACCUGACCUCAGCCUGGUGCGCGCCGCCGGAGCAGCGUGGUCCUCUGCCCAGUGCGGGCCUGGUGGGCUGCGGACAGCGACUCCGCAAACGGCUGUCUUCUCUGAACCGCAUCGUCGGGGGACUGGUGGCUCUCCCCGGGGCGCACCCCUACAUCGCCGCGCUGUACUGGGGUCAAAAUUUCUGCGCAGGCAGUCUCAUCGCCCCCUGUUGGGUGCUGACCGCGGCUCACUGCCUGCAGAACCGACCGGCGCCGGAGGAGCUGACUGUGGUGCUCGGCCAGGACCGCCAUAAUCAGAGUUGUGAGCAGUGCCAAACGCUGGCAGUGCGCUCCUACCGCCUGCACGAGUCCUACUCACCCAAGACCUACCAGCACGACCUGGCUCUGGUACGCCUGAAGGAGACAGCGGACGGCUGCUGCGCACACCCGUCGCCUUUCGUUCAGCCGGUAUGCCUGCCAAGAAGUGUCGCCAGCUCCGCCGAACCCGAAGGCGCGCUCUGCGAGGUGGCCGGCUGGGGCCAUCAGUUCGAAGGAGGCUCAGGUGCCGCUCAUCAGUCCGGAGCGCUGCUCCGCCGCCGACGUGCACGGAGCCGCUUUCACUCCCGGCAUGCUCUGCGCUGGUUUCCUCGAAGGCGGCACCGACGCGUGCCAGGGUGACUCCGGUGGCCCUCUGGUGUGUGAAGACGAGACCGCAGAGCGCCAGCUCGUCCUGAGAGGCAUCGUCAGUUGGGGUUCAGGUUGUGGCGACCGCCUCAAGCCCGGUGUGUACACGGACGUGGCCAACUACUUGGCCUGGAUCCAGGAGCACACCACUUCCUGACCUCCCAGGGACUCGUCUUUCCCUCCUGGGCAGUUCUGGAAUGGAAAGGUGGCUGGGGCGUGAUUAUGGACAGCAAGUAUUGUGUUCUAUUCCCCCCAGCGCUGCCAGCCCGGCUGGCUCCAGGAAUGUCAUACGCACUCAAUAAAGUGCUUUUGAAGAUGCUUGAAA